Messenger RNA from Paramecium sonneborni, 657 nucleotides. The record is from the annotation of a GenBank genome assembly. NCBI's taxonomy places the organism in Eukaryota, Ciliophora, Oligohymenophorea, Peniculida, Parameciidae.
AUGUCUGAAGUUUUCAGCAGUUAUGAAGUAGAAUUUGAAAAAUAUUAAUAAUAAAUCUGUUCACUGAUUAGAUAAACAUAAAUAAAUCAAUCAAAUGAAACUUUUAAUGAGAUAAGUUAAAUUUUCAGCGAUUUGCAGAAUUGUGUAAAAUGAUUAUUUUUAUGAGUUUAGUUAUAAUAAAUGGAUAUUGAAUCAACAAGUGUACCCUAAGCAGAUAGAUAAGAAUUGAAAAAUAAAGUGAAAACAUAUAAAUCAGAGACUGAAGCAUUAAAAAAAUAAUUUAAAAUAAUAUAGGAUGAGAUUUAAUCUUAAAAAGUAAAGGAUUCUUUAUUUGGUGAAUAAGAAAAUUAAUAAAUAUAAUUUAUAAAUACUUAAGAUAAAUUAGUCAAAUAAACAAUAUAAUUGGAAGAGGCAAAAAAAGUAUGCUUUGAAAUAGAAUAAAUAUCUACGAACAUUUAGGUUUAAUUAAAUGGUUAAACGGAGAUAUUGGAUAGAAAUAUCAAUAAAAUGCCAGAAAUUUAAUAUGACUUAGGAGAAUCGAAUAGUACAUUGUCAAGAAUUUAAUAAAAGAUGAGAGAACGCAAAAUUAUUUUCCUAAUAGUAUUGGCUAUUUUUUUGACUGGAAUCUCAAUUGUGUUAGUGUAUAAAUAUGCCUGA